Kwoniella botswanensis is the source of this 687-nucleotide messenger RNA. RefSeq lists its product as uncharacterized. The record is from RefSeq and is a predicted model, not a curated record. The transcript has 4 exons. Bases 1 to 687 code for a protein of 228 amino acids. Lineage: Eukaryota; Fungi; Basidiomycota; Tremellomycetes; Tremellales; Cryptococcaceae. Gene Ontology annotation, molecular function: transcription coregulator activity. Gene Ontology annotation, biological process: regulation of transcription by RNA polymerase II. Gene Ontology annotation, cellular component: core mediator complex; mediator complex.
AUGAGCGGACAUCCUACUCAGGAAGAUCCCCUUCCAAUAACAAAUACGCUCUUCCCCCCUCCUCCAGCUUACUGGCAAUCGUUCACCGAAACGAAUAUCCAGCGGUACGAGUCUUUGACAGGCACUUCGUUCUUCGACAUCCAAGGUGAUGAAGUGAAGGCGGAUAUGGAUUCAGAUCUGGGCGAAGAGGAAACCAAGGAACUGGAAGAAUUGAAAUUACGUUUGAACAGACCUAGGAAUGAUUGGGUCGAGGAAGAUGGAAGAUGGAUGAGUUUCGGUACUCUCUUCAACAUCAAACCUACCAUCCCAACAAUCAAAGAUAUAGGGCUACCUCCCUUGUUCCAAUCGACUACCACACCCGAAGAAUCAUUACCUAAUUUACUGUCGUCUUUCCUCCAUACCAUCUUGUUGUUGUUGGACGUCCUAACUACAUCUGCUAGAACACCGGAUGAGUUGAUGCAUGCUGGAUGGGCACAUGAGGGCGAUCAGUACAUCCAACACCUUUCGAACCUCGCGGCAAGCAUGAUGAUCCAUUCCAACUCACUUCGUCAGAUGCAGAGUGAAAGUACCUUGAUACUCAUGAUGGAGAAGGAGAUAGAAGAGAGAAAGAAACAGACCGAUGUGCUAACAAGGAAAUGUAAAGAGAUUUCAACGAAUAUCAAACGACUGAAAGAGAUUAGAAAUUAA